Balaenoptera musculus (blue whale) is the source of this 2004-nucleotide messenger RNA. RefSeq names its product TNF alpha induced protein 1 (gene TNFAIP1). Gene Ontology annotation, cellular component: Cul3-RING ubiquitin ligase complex. The coding region runs from base 244 to 1194 and encodes 316 amino acids. The record is from RefSeq and is a predicted model, not a curated record. Gene Ontology annotation, biological process: negative regulation of Rho protein signal transduction; protein ubiquitination; proteasome-mediated ubiquitin-dependent protein catabolic process. Gene Ontology annotation, molecular function: ubiquitin-protein transferase activity; protein binding. The transcript is spliced from 7 exons. NCBI's taxonomy places the organism in Eukaryota, Metazoa, Chordata, Mammalia, Artiodactyla, Balaenopteridae.
UGGGGCGGAGUCAGCGGGUAGAGGAUGGGAGUUUAAGGCCCGGGAUUGCUGGAGGGCAGGCGGCCACAGUCUAGGGGCGGCACGGUGUCGACUUGCAACCCAGCUGAGAGGAGAGGCGCCACCUGGGAGGCGCUGAGAGUAUGAGGCUCUGGCCUCCACUGGCCACUCACUCGUGACCCUUCCACCACGGCGGGGCCUUCCAAGCCAACCUCCUGCCGUGUGGUGAUCUACCUGCAGCGGGAGAUGUCGGGGGAUACCUGUCUGUGCCCAGCGUCAGGGGCCAAGCCCAAGCUAAGCGGCUUCAAGGGAGGAGGCUUGGGCAACAAAUACGUCCAGCUCAAUGUGGGUGGUUCCCUGUACUACACCACCGUGCGGGCGCUAACCCGGCAUGACACCAUGCUCAAGGCCAUGUUCAGUGGGCGCAUGGAGGUGCUGACCGACAAAGAAGGCUGGAUCCUCAUAGACCGAUGUGGAAAGCACUUUGGCACCAUUUUGAAUUACCUCCGAGAUGAUACCAUCAUCCUCCCUCAAAACCGGCAAGAAAUCAAGGAACUGAUGGCUGAAGCAAAAUAUUACCUCAUUCAGGGGCUGGUGAACAUGUGCCAGACUGCCCUGCAGGACAAGAAGGACUCCUACCAGCCUGUGUGCAACGUCCCCGUCAUCACAUCCCUGAAGGAAGAGGAGAGGCUCAUCGAAUCCUCCACCAAGCCCGUGGUGAAGCUGCUAUACAACAGAAGCAACAACAAGUACUCCUACACCAGCAACUCCGAUGACCACCUGCUGAAAAACAUCGAGCUGUUCGACAAGCUCUCCCUGCGCUUCAACGGCCGUGUGCUCUUCAUCAAGGAUGUCAUCGGCGACGAGAUCUGCUGCUGGUCCUUCUACGGGCAGGGUCGGAAGCUGGCGGAGGUGUGCUGCACCUCCAUCGUGUACGCCACCGAGAAGAAGCAGACCAAGGUGGAAUUCCCAGAGGCCCGAAUCUAUGAGGAGACACUCAACGUUCUACUCUACGAGACCCCCCGAGUCCCUGACAACUCCCUAUUGGAGGCCACAAGCCGGAACCGCAGCCAGGCGUCCCCCAGUGAAGACGAGGAAACCUUUGAACUGCGGGACCGUGUCCGCCGCAUCCACGUCAAGCGCUAUAGCACUUACGAUGACCGGCAGCUCGGCCACCAGUCUGCCCAUCGCGACUGACAAGACCCUCCCGGAGUCAGGGCACGAGAUACCCUGUCUCCUCUCUUGUGGAACCCCGCCCCACUGGCCACCCCACACUGCUGCUGGCUUGGGUCUCUGCUCCAGCACCCAGAGGCAUGACAGGCCCUGCCGGGGAGGUCAGAGGGCCUGAGCAGGGGAGGGACUGUGUUUCUUUUCCCAGCUCCCUGAGCACUUCAGGAUGACUGAGCCCCAGCCCCUUUGCUCAGCAUCUCCCUUUCUGCCACAGGGAGCCGCUGCUGCCCCUGGGCUGAACGGACUGACCUGCCCACCCUCCUGCCAAGAGCAUUCCCCUUGGCCCUUCGUUGAGCACCCCUUUGCUCUGCUGAAGGGCUGCUUUAGGCCUCAGGGGAGGCCCAUGGGAAAUGGGUUCACUCUGUGGGGAAGGUGGCUUCUGGUGCUGUGGAGGCCCGAUUUCUUACAGAAGGUGGGGCUUCUUUUUUCCUAAGGUGUUUAAGCACAGGCUUAAUGAGUUUGGUUUUUAAAAAAUAAUCUAGGAAAUGACUAGUUUUAAGUCUAAUAAUGAGGAGACUGGGUAUUUCUGCUCCAGGGUUCCAAGACCCUGGGUAAAACAGAACCCUUGGCCCUUUUGAUGCCUUUGGGAUCUGUUUCUGUAAAGCACUUUGUACUUUUAUUCAGGAGAUUUGUAUUCUGCCCUGACCCACGUCAUCUUUCUCUGAUCCUAACCCCCUUCUCCCUGUAGAAUCAAUCUGAGGGAGGGGAAAGAAGCAAUAAAAAAAAAAACUGACCAGCUUUGGCUUUGCCAAACUGGCCAAGCAGCUGGCCCAGAGA